Messenger RNA from Gloeophyllum trabeum ATCC 11539, 1463 nucleotides. Its product is annotated as Bud-site selection protein. Gene Ontology annotation, cellular component: 90S preribosome; nucleus. The coding region runs from base 1 to 1308 and encodes 435 amino acids. The record is from RefSeq and is a predicted model, not a curated record. Gene Ontology annotation, biological process: maturation of SSU-rRNA. Lineage: Eukaryota; Fungi; Basidiomycota; Agaricomycetes; Gloeophyllales; Gloeophyllaceae. The transcript has 6 exons.
AUGCCUGAAAACUUGAAGAAACGCGGCUUGAAGAGGAAGCGAGUUGAUACCGAAGAGGAGAACUUGGAAGUCCGGAUUAUAGGUAAACUGCACCAUGGUCUCAAAGAAGCCAAGAAAGCUGCGAAGGUUUCGAAGAUACACGAAACUCAAAAGCUAGUGAAGAAGUUAAAACAAGCAAAAUCUUCCACGAAUGCUGAUCACACUAAGGUCAUACCAGAGCUGGAGGAGCAGUUGCAAAUGGUGAAGCGCAUAAAUCACGAGCAAGUGGCUGCCACAGCCCUGAAAACCAAAGUCAACAAGAAUCGCAUCUUGCGGACUGAUGAACGUGUUCAAGGAGCCGUAGCGUCUGAGCUGUCGUCUAAUCUGCUUACUCCCGCAGAACCUGGCAGCUCUCUCGCGAAAGUGCAGGCACGGCUUCUGAGCUCAAAAGUACUUGCGAAUGCCGCAAUUACGGUAGUGCAGAGCAUUCUGCGUACUCUGCACCCCGAUACUCCAAAAGCUCAAUCACCCGGCGUCGCUAAUGCCGAGGAGGACACUGAAGCUGAAUUACUCGAGCCUGCCGGGAAAUUGGGCCAGCUGCUUGCGAGAAGCGCGGAAGAAGAUUCAGAUGGUGAACAGGAUGAGGAUGUUAGUUCUCCGGACUUAGACACAAAGGUCGGGUCUCCUGAACUCGAAGGUUUUGAUGACGGUGGAAGUGAAGACUCGGGGGUUGUUCACGGGGACACUUCAGAGGGCAGUGAUGACGAUCUUUCCUCCCGUGUCGGCGACGAUCCCAGUCGUAGUCUAGCACCGCAAAUUACAACUGGCACUAAAGGCGAAUCGACAUUCUUGCCUUCCCUGUCAGUUGGAUUUAUCCGAGGCGACUCGGACUCGGACUACAGUGAUGGCGAAGCAGCGUCCGUAGUUGGAGGCCGGAAGAAUCGACGCGGUCAGAGGGCAAGGCGGGCUAUCUGGGAGAAGAAGUAUGGGAAGAACGCCAAUCAUGUCAAAAAGGGAGCGACGCAAGGACGGUCGCAUGCGGGUUCGGCCGACACACGCAAACGGCCACCAUUUUCGAAAGGUGGCCGAAGGGAUGCUGAAUCAGCUGUCAAGUCUGCACCCAAAUCUUACCAACCGCGGAAUUCUGAUAAGGCGCCAUCUGGCGCAUCUGCUCAACCAGAGUCCGGUUCCAGUUCAAAUUUCAAUCCCCAGCCACGGGUAUCGAAGGAAGAGCGCCCUUUGCACCCGUCUUGGGAGGCGAAGAGGAAACUGAAAGAGAAGCAGCCAGCGACUAUCGUUCCGCCUCAGGGCAAAAAGAUCAAGUUCUAGUCAGGAUUUCAUUGGUCAUGGUGUCGAACUUGUUAUACGUCCGCCGGCGCUACUACUCUGGAAGUAUGCUUGAACACGGCCUUAUAUAUCUCUUCGCGCAUCUUAACGAUAUUUAUGUCUGUAUAAACAGCAACGUGACUGUUUCUAAUCCCGAC